This is a messenger RNA of Centruroides sculpturatus (bark scorpion), 679 nucleotides long. Its product is annotated as reelin-like. NCBI's taxonomy places the organism in Eukaryota, Metazoa, Arthropoda, Arachnida, Scorpiones, Buthidae. The record is from RefSeq and is a predicted model, not a curated record. The transcript has 4 exons. Gene Ontology annotation, molecular function: lipoprotein particle receptor binding. Gene Ontology annotation, biological process: neuron migration; central nervous system development. Bases 305 to 679 code for a protein of 124 amino acids.
AUUUCCUUUGCCUGAAUUUGCUCGAAAAAAUUCUUGUUAUUUUCUUUUUUGGCAACCUUAUCAUUCUGGAGAUGGAAACGAUGUGUGGGCAAUAGAUGAUAUUGUUAUUUCCAAUUCUUUGGAUAAUGUUAUAAGUUUGAAUUUUAGUGAUUCAAAAGCAAUAAAUGAAUCAAUUAGAUACAAUUUUGGAGCUGUGAAACAUCAUUGCAAAUCUGAUGGAAAAUCUUUAAGUUUUGAUGGAGAUGUACAUUCUAGUUCAACAAGAUCUUUAGAAUCAAAAUCUUUAAAUAUUGGACCAUCUUAUAUGUUACAAUUUGACAUAGUAGUAGGCUGUGGACAACCUUAUAGUAAAGAUAAAAAGAAUAAGGUUCAUUUAGAAUAUUCAACUAAUCAUGGAAUGAAUUGGCAAUUAGUUCAUAAACCUUGUCUUCCAUCUAUUGGUGGUUGUAAUGGUGUUUUUACAAAAGGAACUGUUUAUGAUCCAUCUGAGCAUAGAAAAUGGAAAAGAGUUACAAUAAAUCUUCCAUCUACCACAUGGUCAAGUUCUACCAGAUUUCGGUUUUUUCAAACAAAUUUUGAAGAAGGUGAUACUUGGGCAAUAGAUAAUUUAUAUAUUGGAUUGCAGUGUCCUGAUUUAUGCAGUGGUCAUGGCAGAUGUAUAGAAGGAACAUGUCUGUAA